Messenger RNA from Daldinia vernicosa, 1377 nucleotides. Its product is annotated as putative cytochrome P450. The record is from RefSeq and is a predicted model, not a curated record. The transcript is spliced from 5 exons. Gene Ontology annotation, molecular function: oxidoreductase activity, acting on paired donors, with incorporation or reduction of molecular oxygen; heme binding; iron ion binding. Bases 1 to 1377 code for a protein of 458 amino acids. NCBI's taxonomy places the organism in Eukaryota, Fungi, Ascomycota, Sordariomycetes, Xylariales, Hypoxylaceae.
AUGUCGAGGUUAUCAGAGUUGCUAGAUGUUGGGAAAUCCAACACUGCGAAAUAUGCCAUACUCGCAGCCGUCGUGCUAAUCAUAUCCGAAAUAACGAUAAUCGUCUAUAAUCUUUACUUUCACCCGCUCCGUGACUAUCCCGGGCCGACAUUAUACAAAGCAUCCCGACUACCGUGGGCUUUCAAAUUUGCCACCGGCUCUCAGGCUUUCUUCGUUCAGAAACUUCACGACGAAUAUGGACCUGUCGUUCGUAUCGGGCCCAACCACCUUUCCUAUACGGAUCCGAGAGCAUGGAAAGACAUCUAUGGUCAUCGAAUCGGCGGCGAAAGCAGCAUGAAUGAGAUGUCGAAGGCGCAUACUUUCGCUAAGACGAUUCGCAACAGACCCGACUCGAUCUUGACUCUAAAUCGCGAUGAUCACUCUAAGUUUCGCCGCGCCCUUUCUCACGGUUUCUCGGAUAGUGCGAUGCGUGAGCAGGAACCAAUGAUUGGGAAGUAUGUCGACCUAUUAAUCAGGAGGCUACACGAGGAAUGCGAAAACGGAAAGAAGAAGCUAAACAUGGAGGCUUGGUACAACUGGACUACUUUCGACGUGGUAGGCGAUCUUGUUUUCGGGCAGUCAUUCCACUGUCUUGAGAACAUCGACUAUCACCCCUGGAUUGAGACCAUCUUCAAAAGUGUGCACUUCGGCGCUAUUAUGGUCGCUUUGACAUACGCUGGCCUGGGCGAACUUGUACAGAUUAUAUUCAAGUUUGGAAGCUCUUCUAAAAAAGCACGCCAGUACACCAGGGACAUGCUGACUACGCGACUCGCUAUGGAAGGGAAGCGCGAUGACCUCUUCGAGGGCGUGCUUAAGAAACGCGAGGAAUGGAAUCUCUCAUUCGACAUGCUGUCUGCAAAUGCAUUCAUCCUCGUGCUAGCUGGAUCUGAGACGACAGCAACGACCUUAUCUGGCGCUACUGCUCUCUUACUCUCCCACCCAGAUAUCCUCGCGAAGCUCCAGCAGGAAGUCCGCUCGUCGUUCAAAAGCGCCGAUGACAUCACAAUCACUUCGGUCAACAAGCUGUGUUACAUGCUCGCGAUCCUCAAUGAAGCACUACGUCUUUACCCCCCAAUCACCUCGGGUCUGGUUAGGAUAGUGCCCCGUGGCGGCCAACAGGUUGCCGGUCGUUACGUUCCCGAAGGCACAUUCGUCGAGGUCCAACAGUGGUCGAUGAAUCACAGCAAGGACAACUGGAAAGACCCUUGGGAGUUCCGGCCUGGGCGAUUCUUAGAUACUCCAGAGGCGGCUGCAAAGGCAGGGAACAAACUUGACACACUCCAGGCAUUCAGUACAGGGCCUAGGAAUUGCAUCGGACGCAAGUAUGGCAACCCUUGA